Messenger RNA from Suillus subaureus, 213 nucleotides. RefSeq lists its product as uncharacterized. The record is from RefSeq and is a predicted model, not a curated record. The annotation marks the transcript as partial. The transcript has a single exon. NCBI's taxonomy places the organism in Eukaryota, Fungi, Basidiomycota, Agaricomycetes, Boletales, Suillaceae.
UGGCUGUCAAUAUUUUCUGGAUUGGAGCUUAUUGUGAACAGGGUGACCUUGAGCCACAGGGACCCUGGUGGCUCAGCUACCUUGUAUGAUCUUCUAGUCAGCCUGGGAAAAGGCCACCAUGCAAAGAUUACAUUGCCAGACAUCCAGGCUGAGCUAGACUAUCUUCCUGGCACCAUGCUUUUCAUUUCUGGCAUAGUGCUGGAACAUGUGGUC